Molecule: messenger RNA, 4032 nt
Organism: Peromyscus californicus insignis
Lineage: Eukaryota; Metazoa; Chordata; Mammalia; Rodentia; Cricetidae
Gene: Dsg1
Product: desmoglein 1
Exons: 21
Coding region: 1-4032 (1343 amino acids)
Biological process (GO): homophilic cell-cell adhesion
Cellular component (GO): desmosome; plasma membrane
Molecular function (GO): calcium ion binding; gamma-catenin binding
Source: RefSeq, a predicted model, not a curated record
AUGGCUGCAUCAGCAGCGACAUCAGUGGACAGACUAAUGCAGAAGGAGAAACCUCAAGGGGUCUCAAUUCCAGACGAAGAACUACAGACAACUAAUGACUGCACAGAAUACCUGCUGAUUCAGAAUGGGUCCUUUUCUAAUUGCUUUGAGUGCUCAUGGGCGCUCAUUUUGGCUCUCGGCCAAGCAUCCAGUCAUCAGAGAAGAUUAUCCUUCCACACCCUGCUGAGAAGAGAGUCGGAGACUAGUUCUUCUGACUCAGGUACCACCAUGGAAGAAGGGUCAGAAGAGACUGAGAGGCAGAGUGAAGAGGACAGGGUUGAAACGGUGUCUUCCAGCCAUGACAGGACUCCUCCACUCACACUCUCACGGCAGCUGCGGCUGCCUGCACAAGAUCAAAAUAGUCAACACUCCAGACUGGAGAGGGAGGGGCUCACAAGCGCCUACCCCUACCUGAGGAGCUGUGGACGGCUGGCAGCUCUGGAGGAGGACAGUUGCUUUUCCUUGAGGCCUCCAUCCUAUCCUUGUAAAGCCCAAACAUGCCUAAUCUCAGCAAAGUCUCCUCAGGCCUCAGUAAAUCCCAAGCCCAGCCCAGAGUCUGAAAGCAGGCUGCUGCUUGUUCUGGGAUCUUCUCCAGCCCCACCCUGCCAUCUUUCUCCACCCACCGCCCCCACCUACACCCAGUCCACACCCAGAGACUUUGUCAAGUUGCCAGCCCAGCACAUUAAGCCAACACAAAUUCUCACUUGCAGAGAGGUGCUAUCCGGGUUUCCUAUCCUCUUCCUCAAAAGACUGAUGGCAUGUUUUAAAGCCACGAAAGACUUCAUAUACAUUAGGGUUGCAGCUGUUGUGAUGAGCCUCACCGUGGUGCUUGAAGUUAACAGUGAAUUUCAAGUCCAGGUAAGAGACUAUAAUGCGAAAAAUGGUACCAUUAAGUGGCACUCCAACAGAAGACAGAAACGUGAAUGGAUCAAGUUUGCCGCAGCUUGUCGGGAAGGUGAAGACAACUCAAAGAGAAACCCAAUUGCCAAAAUUCAUUCUGACUGUGCCGCAAACCAGCAAGUGACUUACCGAAUCUCUGGAGUAGGAAUCGACCAGCCACCUUAUGGAAUCUUCAUUAUUAAUCAGAAAACUGGCGAAAUCAAUAUAACAUCCAUCGUUGAUCGGGAAGUCACCCCCUUUUUCAUCAUCUAUUGCCGAGCAUUGAAUGCACAAGGUCAAGAUUUGGAGAACCCACUGGAGCUAAAAGUUAAAAUUUUGGAUAUAAAUGACAACGCUCCUGUGUUUUCCAUGACUACAUUCGUAGGACAAAUAGAAGAAAAUUCUAAUGCAAACACGUUGGUCAUGGUACUCAACGCUACCGAUGCAGAUGAGCCGAAUAACUUGAACUCGAUCAUCGCUUUCAAGAUUGUAAGUCAGGAACCUUCGGACUCACCAAUGUUCAUCAUCAACAGAAAGAAUGGAGAAAUCCGAACAAUGAAUAAUUUCCUAGACCGAGAGCAAUAUAGCCAGUAUUCUCUUGUCGUGAGAGGCUCAGACCGUGAUGGUGGAGCAGACGGCAUGUCUGCAGAAUGCGAGUGCAACAUCAGAAUCCUGGACGUCAAUGACAACAUCCCAUACUUGGAGCAGUCAUCUUAUGACAUCAGCAUUCAAGAAAAUGAACUGCACUCACAGCUAAUGCAGAUCAGAGUCAUUGAUCUGGAUGAGGAGUUCUCAGACAACUGGAAGGCAGUCAUUUUUUUCAUCUCUGGAAAUGAAGGAAAUUGGUUUGAAAUAGAAAUGAACGAAAGAACAAAUGUAGGAAUUCUAAAGGUUGUCAAGCCCCUAGAUUAUGAAGCCAUGAAGAAUCUGCAACUUAGUAUUGGUGUUCGAAAUGUAGCUGAAUUCCAUCAGUCAAUUAUUUCUCAAUAUAGACUCACAGCAACUAUGAUCACUGUGACUGUGUUAAAUGUAAUUGAGGGCUCAGUGUUCCGGCCAGGUUCAAAGACAUUUGUAGUAAACAGUAAAAUGGGAGCAAAUUACAAAGUGGGAGACUUUGUAGCUACCGACCUGGACACUGGUCUACAGUCAACAAAUGUUAGAUAUGUAAUGGGAAAUAACCCGGCUGACCUCCUGGCUGUUGGCUCAAGAACAGGCAUAAUAACUUUAAGAAACAGAGUUACUAUGGAACAAUACCAAAUGCUUAAUGGGAGAUAUGAAGGAACAAUACUAUCAAUAGAUGAUAGUCUCCAAAGGACCUGCACCGGAACAGUCAUCAUUGAUCUUAGUGGCUCUGGCUGGGUGACAAGCACAGAUCAAAAUACAGAAGAUGGAGGCAGUACAGGAGGUGGAGGCAGUACAGGAGGUGGAGGCAGCACAGGAGGUGGAGGCAGCACAGGAGGUGGAGGCAGCACAGGAGGUGGCACAAGUGGAAAUACUUCCACUGAGCAAACUACAGGAUCAUGGGACAAUGGUGGCAGUGGCGGAAAUGGCGGCACUGGUGAUGAUACCUACGAUAAUGGUGACGGUAGCCGUCAAAGAGUCCCUGGAGACAACGUUCACUUUGGUCCUGCCGGGAUCGGGCUGCUCAUCAUGGGGUUCUUAGUCCUAGGAUUGGUCCCAUUCUUGUUGCUCUGCUGUGAUUGUGGAGGUGCCCCUGGUGGUGGAGCUGGCUUUGAGCCUGUUCCAGAAUGUUCUGAUGGUGCAAUUCACACAUGGGCAGUAGAAGGCCCACAGCCUGAACCCCACGAUGGUAUAACUACUAUCUGUGUGCCACAAAUGCCACCCGGUAAUGCCAAUAUUAUAGAGUGUAUUGACAACUCAGGAGUUUAUACAAAUGAGUAUUGUGGCAGAGAAAUGCAAGAUCUGGGAGGAGGAGAAAGAACUACAGGAUUUGAACUGAUGGAUGGAGUUAAAACAUCAGCCGCACCUGAGAUAUGCCAAGAAUAUUCAGGAACGUUAAGAAGAAAUUCAAUGAGAGAAUGUAGAGACGGAGGUCUCAAUAUGAAUUUCAUGGAAAGUUACUUCUGUCAGAAAGCUUAUGCUUAUGCGGAUGAAGAUGAAGGACGCCCAUCCAACGACUGUUUGCUCAUCUAUGACAUUGAAGGUGUAGGUUCCCCUGCAGGCUCCGUGGGCUGUUGCAGCUUCAUUGGAGAAGAUUUAGAUGAGAGCUUCCUGGAUACCUUGGGGCCCAAGUUUAAGAAGUUGGCCGACAUCAGCCUGGGAAAAGAUAUAGACUCAUAUCAAGGUCCCGAGCCUUCUUGGCCUCCUCAGAGCACUGAACCAGUGUGCCCCCAGCAAACAGAGCCCCUUACUAGUGGACACCCACCCAUCUCCCCACAUUUUGGCACUACCACAGUAAUUUCUGAGAACACCUACCCCUCUGGCCCUGGUGUACAGCAUCCUAUGCAGAUUCCUGACCCUCUAGGCUAUGGUAAUGUCACUGUGAUGGAGUCAUAUGCCACCUCUGGCACUCUGAAGCCCUCUGUCCACUUUCAUGAUAACAGACAGGCUUCAAAUGUGGUGGUGACAGAGAGGGUGGUGGGCCCCAUCUCUGGUGCUGAUUUGCAUGGGAUGUUAGAGAUACCCGACUUAAGAGAGGGAUCAAAUGUCAUAGUGACAGAAAGGGUAAUAGCCCCAGGCUCAAGUCUACCCACCUCUCUGACCAUUCCCAACCCUAGAGAGUCUUCAAAUGUGGUUGUGACAGAAAGAGUGAUCCAACCAACUUCCACCAUGAUGGGCAACCUGAGCAUGUCCCCUGAGUUAUCAAAUGCCCACAACGUGAUUGUGACAGAGAGGGUGGUUUCUGGUGGCGGUGUAAGUGGAAUUAGUGGCACCGCUGGGAUAGGUGGCGGCAUUGGAGGUAUAGGCAGCAGCGGCCUGGUGAGCACAACCAUGGGUGCUAGUGGCGGGGGUCUGAGUGGCAUGGGUGGGACAGCCACUAUCGGCCACAUGAGGAGUUCUGACCAUCACUUUAGCCAGACAGUUGGAUCUGCCUCCCCUAGCAUGGCUCGAAGUCGAAUAACGAAGUAUAGUACGGUACAGUAUACCAAGUAG